AUGUACUUCAAGUUCCUCUGCUCCCCCAGGCCCUGCCUUGCUCUUCGCUCUUGUCCCGUCGUACCCGCCUUUUGUCCGAUCCCCCAUCUUAGGCCUCGCCCACUGCAACCCCACCUACGCCCUCGUUUCCAAUCCGGCAUGUCCGACGUUGAAGCCGCUAAGCGCGCCGCAGCAAAGGCCGCAGUCGCAAACCACUACCCCCACGAGGCCCGCUGGGUCGGGAUCGGCAGUGGCACCACCGUGGUUUACGUAGUCGAGGCUAUCAAGGAACUUGGUGUUGAUACCUCUGCGACCCGCUUCGUCCCAACCGGUUAUCAGUCCCGCCAGCUCAUUGUCAAGGCGGGCUUGACGGCUGUCGAGUUUGAUUCUAUCCCCGCGGGCACGAUCCUCGAUGUGGCUUUUGACGGAGCGGACGAGGUUGACGAUGAACUAAACUGCAUCAAGGGCGGCGGCGCCUGCUUGUUCCAGGAGAAGAUCGUAGCCAUGCAGGCAAAGGAGUUUAUUGUCGUAGCUGACUCUCGCAAGCUUCAGUCGCGCCUCCUUACCAAUUGGAAAUACGUUCCUAUCGAGGUUGCCCCUAUCGCCGCAUACCGCGUCCUGACCAAGCUCAAGGAGCUGGGUAGUACCAACCCUGUAAUCCGCACCAUGGCAGAUGAGAAGCAGGGCCCCCGGAAGACCGACCAAGACUUCUUCAUCAUCGAUGCGCCGUUCCCACAGCUCCUCACCAAGGCGGAUGUUGCUGCCGGAAAGACCGGCGAGGGCAUUGAGGGUGUUUGGGAAGUUAACACCUUGGCUCGCCGCAUCGUCGAGAUUGCGGCCGCCGCCGGUGGUGUCGGUGGUCAGCGACCAGUUGCGGCGUACUUC
Penicillium chermesinum is the source of this 864-nucleotide messenger RNA. Its product is annotated as ribose-5-phosphate isomerase RKI1. Lineage: Eukaryota; Fungi; Ascomycota; Eurotiomycetes; Eurotiales; Aspergillaceae. Gene Ontology annotation, biological process: pentose-phosphate shunt, non-oxidative branch; D-ribose metabolic process. Gene Ontology annotation, molecular function: ribose-5-phosphate isomerase activity. The annotation marks the transcript as partial. Gene Ontology annotation, cellular component: intracellular membrane-bounded organelle. The record is from RefSeq and is a predicted model, not a curated record. The transcript is spliced from 3 exons.